Messenger RNA from Marchantia polymorpha subsp. ruderalis, 2500 nucleotides. The record is from the annotation of a GenBank genome assembly. NCBI's taxonomy places the organism in Eukaryota, Viridiplantae, Streptophyta, Marchantiopsida, Marchantiales, Marchantiaceae.
AAGUCCGAAACGGACACCUCAAUUCUCAUCGACUCAUUCAAUUCCGACAGAUAGAGGCUUGGUCUGAGGGCAUUCGUCCGGGCACAUUCUCUAGACUAAGUCCAAAUAUCUGUCGGAAAAUGAUCGCUCUUAUCGGUGCCUGAAUUGACAUAUUGUUGAGUGACACGCCAGCGUAAAAAGAAUUUCUCAUACAUAUAUAUAAAAAAAUUAUUUUAAGAAGAUGACGAUAAAAUGGAAUAAAUAAUUGAACAAAAUGACUAAACGAUAAAAAUUGUCAAUCGCAUGGAGCUCGAAUAUACACACUAUAAUAAAAAAUGGCGCACUUUCCAAUACCACCCCCACCAUCACCACCAUCACCCCCACGAUAUAUGGACGCAAGUGAUCCGGACCAGCGUGUACCAAGCAGAGGAGCUCUCAUGGGCCGAAAUAGAAAUAAGCCCCGCUUAAUGAUAAAGCAGCUUUCGAACGACAAUGAAAUCCAUGACCACUAUACAACCCUGCAAUUAUUGGGCAGGGGCGGAGAAGACCUUGCGAGGACUUUCGACGUUAGAUUGGUGAGACACAAACGGAUCCGAUGUGCAAUGAAGGUCCAAUCGCUUGUGCCGGACUCGGACGAGGACGAGAUCGAAGAGGACGCUGAAGGACGUGUGAUGAAUGAAAUUCAAAUCUUGAACAACGUACUUCCUCCUCACAAGCACAUAGUCGAGCUCCGCGAUAUCCUUCUAGGUGUAGAGAAAUUCUUCAUCGUCACCGAACGAUGUGCCUCAAAUGAUUUGGUAGAGUUUUACCCAACUGCCAACAACACCAGAGCGCGCAACAUCUUUAAGCAAUUAGUCGAAACCGUCCAAUUCAUGCACGACUAUGGAGUGGUGCAUUACGAUUUGAAAGCGCAGAACGUUCUGUUCGACACGACGCUCAUGAGGGACAUCAAGAUCAUAGACUUCAAUAAAGCCAGGUAUUACCGAGACCUGGCCACCAAGACCUAUAAUAAUUUUAAUCCGGACCGAUAUUAUUGGAGCGAUCGCCACAAUUUUAGACCGGGUGAUCCUUACAAGCAGACAUUGCCAGAUAUCAGACAGUUGGGCAAUAUUCUCUAUAGCAUGUUGGCCGGCACCGAGGUCCAACUCGGUGUGGACGAUUUCUAUGAGACGGACGACCUGCCCGAGGUUAGAACGCAGGUCUUCAGCAGUGAGGCCAUUCAUUUGUUAAGUCUGAUUGGACCUUCCAAAUGGUUAAUUCCUAACCCCGGGCCCCGGUCCGCGCUUAGGUUAACCAAUAAUAUGCGUCUUGAGCCCGUCACUCCUGUGCCGGGCACUCGAGAGAUUCUUCAGCAUCCUUGGAUUGCUUGAACGACAUCAUUUGUUGCUCUCAUCUUCGUAGAUAUCUCGUCCUCUGAUUUCAUCCGAUCCGAUGCCAGCGGAAAAUCUUCCAGGUAAAGCGGGUAAUGCAUAGUUGCAACCAUUUUUCACCAUAUGUCGUCCAACACUAGAAUCACAUUCAUGUAAAUAAAUAUAAUUAUUUAUGCAUGAUAAUCUGGAUAUUCAAAUGCAAAUUUACAGCUGUGUUGAAUCUCACAAACUAUUGUCAAAGUAAUUACAACGCUAGGAAUGUAAUGUAGAUGCUCAAAUAUCACUGAAAUUGAACAAAUUUUGAGAAACCGUUCCUGAAUGUACUAAAAAUGUAGCAGAUUUUUCCAUGUCACUUGAAACUACUAGCCAAAAUCACCCAAAAGAUAUGCAUUAUUUACAUGACGUGAAAUAGACCUAAAAGGAAUAUGUAUGAAUAAGUAAUCAUAAAUGUAUACACAUAUUUUUUUUAACUCUAAAACUAUUGAGAUCUUAAUGGAUCAGUUUAAAAUUUGAUUAAAAGGGCAUGUUCUUAUAAAAGAAGAUAUACCUCAUCCAACUAAGUCGUUAAAUUCACAAUCCAGGGGUUUUGGUUUCUGAAAAUUUUGGUUGAAACUACACUAGAUUAGUAAAUCAUUCAAAGCAUAUUGUAAAAUUUAUUUCUUAAGUAUUUUUAUAUCUACGACAUAGACAUCAUGAUAAACCAUUUACUAUCACAAAGUAAAAGUGUGUACUGUAACAAAAAUAAAAUUUAUAGUUUAUGUUCUUUUUUCAAAUACUCCUAUCAUUGCAAAAGACCUUAAUGAAAAAGAGUUUUGGUUUAUUUUAUUGUAUUCUAACUUAACUGUUGUACUUUUUACCAUUAUAGAUAUGCUGAAAUCUCACAUGCUACAUACGUAUUUUCGAAAAAUGAACUUAUAAAAUCAUCUAAAAAACUAAAUAAAAAAAUUUAUUGAAUUGUAGCUUAUGAAAGAAAAAUAUUUUCUUGAAUUGAUCAUCAUUAUUAAUAAAUUUAAUUUAAAGAAAUAACCUCAAGAUUUCACCUGUACAUCUGGUAUUUAUUAAAUGAAUCGUAUACUUCGGUAAGAAGAUACUCAUAAUGAGUGAAAAUUCUUCAUUCCUUAUUUUUUUAUUUUUAUCUUAUUCUUAUUACA